AUGGUCGAUUCUGAAUGUUUUCUGUGCUAUUCCAGGGAGGAACGUUGCUCACUGAACUCAGUAUCACUAUCGUUUGAUCAGUCAAGGGAUUCCGUUCUUGACGUAUCAAUUUGUUCGAAUCCCAUCGAUGAGACGGCCAUCAUGGAGAAAAGUAUUGCCGAGAAGAUUUUGGAGGUUAUAUUGUAUGAUUAUGCAUUCACGAUUGUCUUAUCCGAAUUCUUGAUCUUUACUCGUCACGAAACUGAUUCUAGACAAAUGGAUAUGAAUGCUGCAGCAGCAAUGGAACGGCAAUCGUUGGCCAAGGUCGACGUCCUUUCAUCUCCGUCUCCGAAUAGCACCGUUCUCAACGUGCAUUCAACACCCACCCCGACAUCGGUUGCCUGGACAACCACGAACACAAACACUCUGCAAUCAAUGAGUUCACAACGUGCUCCUUCAGCCAAUUCUAUGCUACCAACUAAUCUCCUAAAUUACGACACCAAUAAUUAUUCCGAUACCAAUACUAAUAAUCAUUAUUACUACUAUAACAACAACAACACCAGUGGUAUUGGUAGACCUGUUGAUGACUUGGAACAAACGAUUCGUUAUUGUCCACCACGCUAUGGAGCUGCUCAGUAUGCUAUGAGCCCAGUGAAGUCUUUUAUGAAUACCGAUCGCAAUUUCAUCGGUAUGUCAUCUUCAAGUCCCACAUAUCAUUCACACUCAUCGCUACCACCUCCUCCACCGUUACCUCCUCCUCCUCCGUCUAUCGUACCACUUUCCACAUCAGCAACCAGUAGCAUACGUUCAUCACAAAAGUGUGUGAAACGUGAAACGUACAGUCGAGUCACGAUCGGAUUGGCUGUAUCCCGCCGUUUGUCAUCAUAUUCGUUGUGCUCUAUUGCCAUAUCUAGAGCAUACAAUCAUCAGGGCUCAAUCAUUGAUCAGCGUGAAACGGACAUGUCUCGCGACGAUUUCGAUAUAAGAUCAGAGCCUCGUUCUCACUUGACAAUGCGUGAUAUUCCGGUGCAACGUGACAUGAUCACCUCAAUGCCGCCCUCAUCAACCACCACCGUUGAGUAUCGCACCUCAACAACACCUAAUGAUAAUUUCCAUCAACAGGAAUACUAUCGUAAAGAGGUGCUUUCUGUCAUGUGUUCGUAUCCAGCGAGUGUCUCUUCGAAAGCAGUGCAUGAUGUUAUGACACGAACGUACAUAACACGUUCAAACGAGGCACUAUCAGCGCCUCCACUCUCCAGAAGUUCACCCAUUUUCAUUGAGCACGAACGUUAUCCGUCAACGGAUCGCUAUUAUCCGAACGGACGAGAGGAACGAACGGUCGAUUAUAAUUACAAAUAUGUGAAGAAUAUCGAAGAGGAGGAGAGACGAAUUCAGGACGAUCAAGAGAAACGAAGAUUGGAAGAGGAGGACAGAAGACGUCGUGAAGAGGAAGAGCGCAGACUGUGGGAAAUUAAAGAGAAGGAAUAUUUUGAAAGAACUCGAAGGGAAAGGGAAAAAAAGCAUCGUGAACUCGAAUCACAGCGAGCAGAACGAGAACGUCAAGAGUUCGAUCGUCUUGAAAGGGAGAGAGCAGUUCGCGAGAAAGCCGAACUGCAACGGCGUGAGGAAUGGGAAAGACUCGAGAAGGAACGACGAAUGUUGGAAGAGAGAGAAUUGGAGAAACGUAGAGCACUAGAGAAGGAUAGACUGGAGAGAAUACGGCUGGAAGAGGAACGCAAAGAACGAGAAAAGUUGGAAAGAGAGCGAAUGGAACGGGAGAGGGAACGUCUCGAGAGGGAAAAGGCUGAGAAGGAAAGACAGGAACGUGAGAGACGAGAACGAGAGCGAAUCGAGACUGAACGACUGGAGAUCGAGAGAAUUGAGAGGAUUAAACGUGAAAGACAGGAGCGUGAAAGGAUCGAGAAGGAGAAGGAACGUGAAGAAGCUGAAAGACUGGAACGAGAGCGUCUGGAGCACGAGAGAAUCGCUAGAGAGAAGAAGGAGUUGUUACGAAUCGAACAAGAGUUGCUUGAGGCUCAGAGACGAGAAGCUGAGUUACAUGAAGCUGAACGUCUUGAAGAAGAGAAUCGAGAAAGGCGCCGUAGAGAGCAGGAACGAAGGUGGGGAAUUUUAUAG
Anisakis simplex (herring worm) is the source of this 2115-nucleotide messenger RNA. NCBI's taxonomy places the organism in Eukaryota, Metazoa, Nematoda, Chromadorea, Rhabditida, Anisakidae. The record is from the annotation of a GenBank genome assembly.